UCCUCUUUAACAGAUGGAUAGCGAUUAAUCCCAACUUAACAGUUUUAUAGCCAUAAAAGUUGGCUCUAGCGUAACUACCUAUUUUUUGAAGAAGUGACUCUGGAUCCUUCUAAAGACACAAUUUUGGGGUAAAAACCUUUCCUUUAAUGAAAUGAAGGUUAGAACUAGGCUUUUAAAUGGUGCCAAUAUUGGUGGGAAGUGGGGAUGCAUAUGUUUGAAAAUGCUUGUCGCGGGAGGUGCGAUUUAUUUGAUGUCGAGUGUAGUUUCGAUUGCAGUGCCUAUAACGAGAAACAAAAGUUGAAGGCAUUGAUAAACAUUUCACAAUCGUAUUUCAACCUUGAGAUUUAAACUGUUGCAUAGUUUUAUUCAUAAAAUCUGCUAUAAUGGUAGAUUUAAGUGUCACAAUUUAUAGUCAAGUGCAUGUCGUCGUGGGUGAUUUAGUAAUGUUGAUGGACUGGGUAUAAUGAUUAAUUCGAUUACGAAAGGCAACCCCAGGUCGGUUGGGUAUGUAUGCACUCGAUAUGGUCAGUUGUACGCAGAGAACCUGCUAAGGUCGGUCGUUACGCGAUCAUAGAUUAAAAAUAAUCGUUACGGAUUUACAAAUUCAAACUCCAUGGUGAAAAUAGGCGAAGGAAUUAGUGAUUAUGCGGCUUAAUUAAUUAGAAAAAAACAUUAAAAACUAGUUAUUUCGUAACAGUUCCACGAAAAAUUUCGAAGUGAUUUAAAUACAAUUUGACAAUAAUGGAACUGAUAAAAGUGUGUUACAUCUGGACUCUAUUAACGAUAGUAGUGUUCCAGUGCUUGAGUGAGGGUUCUGGACAGCAGACCAGCUUCGAGUUGCCUGUGCAACUUGUAGGAUUCCCUUUCAUCAUCAUCGCAGUACGAUUGACUAAUUUCGUCAAGAAGCUGUCUUAUGCAUUGAAUCCAGCCACAUACCGCUCCCGCAACCGGCGCGAGCUGACGUUUGUCGACGAUCCAGUCGAGCCGUACGACGCGGUAGAAGUUGAGAAGUACAUCGUCGGGGAAUUCGGCGCGCGAGCGUGCGUGUUCGAGCGCGUAUGCGCGCAUUACGCGGCGAGGGCGCGCGCGCAUCCUCGGCCUCAGAUGGACUGGCCUGAUGUGUUCAGCCAAUACAAGCGGUCGGCAGAUCAAGCCAAGGAGUUUUACCUUCUCAGCGUGUUUCUGGGUGACAUCGUCGGGUCACCGCAGCUCUGCCAUCAGCUCGGAAAGAGAAGAGGAUGCGAUGAAGCUCAGUUACUAAGAUAAAUAAAAGAAAAAUUGAUGGUAAAAGACAAAAUAAAAGUAUAGACAAAUAGAAUCAAGAAAAUAAGAUCAAAUUAACAGUGGCGAAACUUUAAAAAUAAAUCAAAAUAAAUGAAGUUCAACGAGUACUGUUAUUUAGUACACCAAUGUAAUGUGAUUGGUGAAAUCUGUCAAUUGGCGUACUUUUGAGACAAUAAUAACAUU
Ostrinia nubilalis (European corn borer) is the source of this 1467-nucleotide messenger RNA. RefSeq lists its product as uncharacterized. Lineage: Eukaryota; Metazoa; Arthropoda; Insecta; Lepidoptera; Crambidae. The record is from RefSeq and is a predicted model, not a curated record. The coding region runs from base 742 to 1266 and encodes 174 amino acids. The transcript has 3 exons.